AUGUUUUUGAAUUUCAAAGAGAAAAUUGUCAUUCCCAUGAAAAGUACGAUUCUUAAUUAUCACAGUUUCCCAAGCGGUAACCUUACAGGCCUUCCUGAUGACGUAUUCCAUCAGAUAAUACUUCUCCUUCCCGUUAAAGACGUUUUGAAUCUAUCGGAAUCGUGUAAAAGAAUUCAUGGACUCGUAAAAGAGGAUAGAAUUUGGGCCAGACUUUACAGUAGAGAUUUUCCUGAUAAAAAUAAAUGCGAUGCAGAGGAUUGGCGUGAUGCGUACAAGGACGUGUACGCUCCUAAACAAGUUGGAAGGGUUCAACUCGACAAGAAUGUGCUCCGGGAAAGUUUCCAAGAAUUCGGUGGUUUACCGGAUCCCCUGAGAGUUUUCGACUCGAGGAUGGAGCUACUCCUGUGA
This is a messenger RNA of Bombyx mandarina (wild silkworm), 408 nucleotides long. RefSeq lists its product as uncharacterized. NCBI's taxonomy places the organism in Eukaryota, Metazoa, Arthropoda, Insecta, Lepidoptera, Bombycidae. Gene Ontology annotation, biological process: positive regulation of autophagy of mitochondrion. Gene Ontology annotation, molecular function: protein kinase binding. The record is from RefSeq and is a predicted model, not a curated record.